This is a messenger RNA of Hirundo rustica (Barn swallow), 1581 nucleotides long. RefSeq names its product myotubularin-like. The record is from RefSeq and is a predicted model, not a curated record. Gene Ontology annotation, molecular function: phosphatidylinositol-3,5-bisphosphate 3-phosphatase activity. Gene Ontology annotation, cellular component: plasma membrane. The transcript is spliced from 5 exons. Gene Ontology annotation, biological process: muscle cell cellular homeostasis; negative regulation of autophagosome assembly; dephosphorylation. Bases 925 to 1581 code for a protein of 218 amino acids. NCBI's taxonomy places the organism in Eukaryota, Metazoa, Chordata, Aves, Passeriformes, Hirundinidae.
UCCAGGGUGCCACCCCCAUGCGGCGGACGUCUCGGAGCUUGACUCCGCCCACCAGCAGCUCGCUGGCUUUUGACUCGCCUGCCCGCGGCAAUUCAAACACUGCCGCAUUUCUGCGGAUGGGCGCGCAUCCAAAACUAUCUCAGAUUUUACGGAUGUAUCCAGAACUUGAAAGCCUUUUGAAAACUCCGAGCCCGCAGAAGCCAGCUGUCAAUGUGUCAUCGUCACCCAGGAGCGGAGCAGCAGGGCCGUGGGCACGGAGGGCGUCAAUCACACCAAGCGAGGCAUCUUUUGGCAAUGAGACACCUACGUUACACCGCUUCUUUCCGGUUUCAUGUAAGAAAUCGACUUCUUCAGAAGAGCAGUUCAAACAAAAGCGGAGAGAACCUUUGCCAAUGGUGAGGGAUGAUGAAGCUGCAGAAGAAGAUCAGGACAUGUCAAUUACAGAUGACAACAUCAUCUGGAUCACUGCUUCAGAGGGCAUUCCUGUCCAGAAAGUAAAAGCACUUGAGUUUCCACAGCAAGCUUCAUGCUUCUUGUUAUCUAAGGACUUUAUGAAGCAGUUUUUCUGGCAAUUCACUGAAGCAGCUUCAGAAUUUCAACGUGACCCCAUGUCUUCUUUCUCUCAAAUUUUUCUUCCAAGGAAAGGUGCUGCAGAGAAAUUUGAUGCCCAGCAAUCCCUGGUUCCUGUUCUUUGGGAGAAGGAAACAAACCAGGAUGAGGUGCAGCCUCAAAAACAGGUGGAUCCUGGAAAGGAUGAAGCAGCAGCAAAGCUGCAAACACAGCAGUCAAUUCCAGAGUCGGACAAGACACAGGCUUCUGGUGCACCGGAAUUUCUUACAACAGACUGGACGGACAUAAGGAAAUAUGCAUUGAAAGGGGAGACGCUUCCGAUGGGUUCAAGAGGCAUGGCUAUGCCAAUGACUUAUGAUGCACAGGAUGCAAACCCAAGGAAGGGAAAAGUACAUGCUUAUGGAUGAAUUUAAAAAGAGCUUUUUGAAACUGGAUGGCACACAGAGUGGUGCUGCUGUAAUCCUGCGCUGCGGUCAGCCCCUGGUUGCAAUGAGCGGCAAGAGGAAUAAAGAUGAGGAAAGAUACCUUGAUAUCAUCAGGGAGGCCAAUGGGCAGAUCUCCAAACUGACCAUCUAUGAUGCUAGGCCCAAUGUCAAUGCAGUUGCAAACAAGGCAGCUGGGGGAGGAUAUGAAGGUGAAGGUGCACAUCCCAAUGCAGAACUUUUCUUCUGGGACCUUCACAAUAAUCAUGUCAUGUGGGAAUCUUUGAAGAAGCUGAAGGACAUUGUUUAUCCUAAUGUGGAAGAAUCACAUUGGUUGUCAAGUCUGGAAUCAACGCAUGGGUUAGAACAUAUCAAGCUGGUGCUGACGGGAGCCAUUCAGGUGCCAGACGAGGUGUCCUCGGGCCAGAGCUCGGCGCCGGUUCACUGCGGCGCCGGCUGGGACCGCACGGCGCAGCUCACCUCCCUGGCCGUGCUCGUGCUGGACGGCUACUACAGAACCGUUGAAGGCUUUGAAGUUCUGGUGCAAAAAGAGUGGAUAAGCUUUGGACACACGUUUUCAUCGAUUUGA